Messenger RNA from Naegleria fowleri, 1932 nucleotides. RefSeq lists its product as uncharacterized. NCBI's taxonomy places the organism in Eukaryota, Heterolobosea, Eutetramitea, Acrasida, Naegleriidae. Bases 1 to 1932 code for a protein of 643 amino acids. The transcript is spliced from 2 exons. Gene Ontology annotation, cellular component: intracellular anatomical structure; endoplasmic reticulum tubular network; membrane. Gene Ontology annotation, molecular function: kinase binding; NAD+ poly-ADP-ribosyltransferase activity; protein serine/threonine kinase activator activity. The record is from RefSeq and is a predicted model, not a curated record. Gene Ontology annotation, biological process: endoplasmic reticulum unfolded protein response.
AUGGCCGAGUCUUCUGAUCUCUUCAAAAAAUUAAAGAGAGAAAUUGAUGAAUGGAAGGAAGCUUUUGCAGAUGUUUAUUUUAGCAUUGAUGAUGUAUGGGUGAGAAGAUUUGCCUUCAAUUGCGAUGAAAAUGGAGAUUUGGUGAUUACAUGCCAACUUGAUCUCGACUAUUCCGAGUCCUAUCAUACACAUCUUUCUGUAGUGAUCCCCAAGUCAUAUCCGAAGGGAGAGUACACUUGCAUGGCAGGCUCUGAUUUUCAUGAAUUGAAAGGAGAGAAUGUUCAAGAUGUCCUCACUCAAGUAUUCUCACUGAUGAAGGAGAAGAGAGACAAGUUUUUGGAAGAAAUUCCAACUCCUGGAACCGGACUAUCUCACGGUCAUGGUGAUCAUGUGUUUGGAGACGAAGAAGAGCCUCACUCUGCAAUGGAUGAUCAUGACACACUCUUUAUCGAUGACGAUGAUGAUGAAAAGAGAAAGAGAUUUGAGUCCAUUGAGAAAGAUUUGGAGAAAGUCCGAAAAACAAAAGGUUGGCUCGGAUGUAGAGGUGCCUCUGGAAUGGAUCAAAUCAAAGUCUACCUGUACACUGAUCCAAAGCGUUUGAACAUCUCGGAAUUGGUGAGUGAGGCCUGGGGCUUGUCACUCUCCAAAUGGAUUUGUAUUUCUAUUACAUUUUCAAAUUAUUAUACCGAAUCCACAACAAAACCUCAAGUGGAGGCAUUCCAAUGUGGUGACACAAGCAUCAAAGAUCCAACUGCACUCAUUGAUAAUGGAAAAGUCAAAUUCGGACUUUAUUGGACUGUACAACAACGUUUGGAAAGAGACUUCUUUGCCAAAUAUUGGCCUAUUGAACUUUACAGAGACACUCUGCAACCCAAGAAUGGAAAAAACUAUAUGGAAUAUUUGUUGGACUAUACUGAGCAAGUGAUUAAAAACAGUCCAUCAAAAUGUUUGAUAUGUGGAGGCAAUCUUCCAUAUGAAGGAAUCAAACCAAUGUGUUGUGAAAAUCAACUUUGUAUUUUCUCUCACGAACAGUACGGAUUGGGAGUGGACUUGGAAUCAGCAAUUAAGAAAACUCCUGACAUUGUUGAUUUAUUUAUCAGUAUGUGUUAUGCAGCAUCUUCAUCCUACAUUUCCAAUCGAGGAUUCAACCCAUUCCAGCCAUUCCCAAUGGGUUUAGAAAUUAAAAUUCGAGACAAGGCAACUGACAAGGUCACAACUUAUAACUUUUUAACAAGUGAUGGAAAAGAAGAUAAUGCCAAGGUUCGAGAAGUUCUUGACAAAGUUCCUUCUAUUAAGGUAUUGGACGAAUGGGUCGAUGAGGGUAAACUCAAAGAUCGAUGUGACGAAAAGCAUCCAUUACUCUAUCCACUUCUUCGUUGGAUUUUAGCGAGCGCCAGAGUCCAUUUGAAGAAAUUGUCACCAAAAGAACAGAUCAGUGAAAUGAAAACAGAGCACCAGUACAUUUUAAUGAGCUCCACUCCAGACAAGGAACGUAGAUUCCAAGAAUUGAAGAAGAAGUAUGGAUCGAUUUUAGCCUUCCAUGGCUCUGCAUUGGGUAAUUGGCACUCAAUCAUGCGUAAGGGAUUGCUUAAUUUGAGUGGUACUGCUGGAAUGGUGAAUGGAGCAGCAUACGGAAAUGGAGUGUAUCUGGCCGCAAACGCAAAUGUCAGCUUUGGAUAUAUGAGAUACCAAUCAGGAUGGAGCAAUUCCAUUACCUUCAAAUCCUCUCAAAUCGGUUGUUUGGCUUUGUGUGAAAUUAUCAAGGCUCCAGAACUUAUUCAAAAAUAUGGAGCCAACAUGACACCAAAUCCAUACUAUGUUAUUCCCAACGAAGAACACUUGCAGACUCGUGCAUUCUUUAUCUACACGACCCAACAACACCACAGCGUUGAAGGUAGAGAUUUGAAGCUUCCAAAGAUUGAAUUCAAUUAA